Messenger RNA from Drosophila miranda, 774 nucleotides. RefSeq names its product myosin light chain alkali (gene Mlc1). The coding region runs from base 81 to 548 and encodes 155 amino acids. NCBI's taxonomy places the organism in Eukaryota, Metazoa, Arthropoda, Insecta, Diptera, Drosophilidae. Gene Ontology annotation, molecular function: calcium ion binding. The transcript is spliced from 6 exons. Gene Ontology annotation, cellular component: muscle myosin complex. The record is from RefSeq and is a predicted model, not a curated record.
CGUACUGCCGCUGACGAAUAACGUUCAGUCGAGACCGAGCUCAUCCGCGAUACAGUUGCUUUUCGCAUCCAACAGACAAAAUGGCUGAUGUUCCCAAGCGUGAAAUUGAAAAUGUCGAAUUCGUGUUCGAAGUCAUGGGUUCCGCCGGCGAGGGCAUUGAUGCCGUCGAUCUAGGCGAUGCUCUGCGUGCCCUGAACUUGAACCCCACCUUGGCUCUGAUCGAGAAAAUGGGUGGCACCAAGAAGCGCAACGAGAAGAAGAUCAAGAUGGACGAAUUCCUGCCCAUUUACUCACAGGUCAAGAAGGAGAAGGAGCAGGGCUGCUACGAGGACUUCAUUGAGUGCUUGAAGCUCUACGACAAGGAGGAGAACGGCACCAUGAUGCUCGCUGAGCUGCAGCACGCCCUGCUGGCGCUUGGUGAGAGCUUGGAUGACGAGCAGGUUGAGACUCUGUUCGCUGACUGCAUGGAUCCCGAGGACGAUGAGGGAUUGAUCCCCUACUCUCAGUUCAUCCAGCGCCUGAUGAGCGAUCCCGUCGUCUUCGACUAAACACAUUCCUCGCCAGAAUGUGUGAAAGACCAGAUAUGUUGAAGUGAAUAUGAAAUGAAUGAAAUGAGUUGUUGAGACCGACAUCCAAUCAACAACAACUGAAACAACACCAACAGAUUUUUAGCAACAACCAUUCUCCAUAGAUGUUAUAUUCAUCGCUAACUCUCUCUAUCUCUCUCUCGUAUAUUAUUUUAAUUAAAUUUUACUUCUGCUACUACAACUGCAA